This is a messenger RNA of Chlorocebus sabaeus (green monkey), 2894 nucleotides long. The record is from RefSeq and is a predicted model, not a curated record. NCBI's taxonomy places the organism in Eukaryota, Metazoa, Chordata, Mammalia, Primates, Cercopithecidae.
AAACUUGUGAGACAGGGCUGCGUGUCUGAGGGGGACCCAGAGUGGGGUCCCUCCAGCUAGGCCAGGCAGGGAAGACCUCUCUGAGGAGGGGACAUUUGAGUUGAACAUGAUGAGAAGGGGCUUGCAAAGAGCCGAGGGACAGCACCACCAAGGAGGAGCGUGCUGAGGCCCUGCCGUUGGAGUGUGCUGCUGAGUCAGGCUCAGUGGGGGAGGCAGAGGUGCUGGGAGUGAGGUUGGAGGGGAGGCGAGCUCCACCCCAGAGGCCAGCAAGUCUGACUUGCCCCUGAGUGGGAAGGAGGCAUGGCCAGGCUCUGCGGGGGGGAAUAGGCAGCAGACUAGGAGCACUUAGGGGAAGGGCUGCUCCCUAAAAAGAAUGUGGGAGGUGGCAGGACGUGGGAUGGGACAGAGGGAGUGGAAGCACCUCUAUGGGUCUGGCCCAAGAACUUGCGAUGUUCAAUGCAAUUUGGGUUCGAGGGAUGGGUAGCAAGUGUGCAGUAGCUGCUCUAGCAGGAGUCUCGAGUGGAGGGCCCUGGGGAUGGGAGUGGCAUCAGGUAGAUGACCCCUGAAGGUGCAGCAGGAGGAAGGACGCAGGCCCUGGCCCUUUCCACGGGACAGGAAGUCAAGCAGAGGGGCCAUCCGGAGGGAAGCUGGGGCAGGUGUGCUGGGGAGGACUGAGGCUGUGUGGCUGAUGGCCAGGCCCUGCGUCCUGAGUCCAACCAGGCCACGGCAGAGCCCCAGCCCCCGUGUGGUGGGGUCAGGCUUAGGCAGGCUUGGUGGGGUGGGCUGUCUCAAGGGGACCAAGGAGCUUCUGGGGCGAGGUGGGCAUGAGGACGGGCAGGGUAGGCCACUGUUGAUGGGGACUGAGGAAGGGAUUGGUCAUGCCUGGAAGGAGACAGGGCUGAGCGAUGGGAUGGGCCUCUCUGUUCCGCCUGCACAGAUUUCCCCUGAAGCUCCAGUCAGCUGGGCUGCUCUCAGUCCCUAUACAUGCGCCAGGCGGGAUAGGGCAGGGUUGCCACUGGCCUGGCCUGUGCCCACAGCGGACACCACAGCAUACACAGCCUGUCAACCCCAGCUCACCCCUAGACAGGGCGCCCAACCCAAGGCUAGCCCGGGGCUCUAGGCAGCGGGGACCACACAGCCCUGGAGUAACGCCCGCCGGCACAGGCAGUGGCUCUGUAUCCCACGCCAUCAUCCGCACCAUUGCACCCACGGGCCACCUGCACACGGUGGAGUUCCACCAGCAGCGGGCAGAGAAGGCCCGGGAGGAGUUCCAGGAGCACCGUGUGGGCCGCUGGGUGACUGUGCGCACCCAGGAUGUGUGCCGCAGCGGCUUUGGCGUGAGCCACGUGGCCGACGCCGUCUUCCUGGACAUCCCGUCACCCUGGGAGGCUGUGGGCCACGCCUGGGAUGCCCUCAAGGUCGAAGGUGGGCGCUUCUGCUCCUUCUCGCCAUGCAUCGAGCAGGUGCAGCGCACAUGCCAGGCGCUGGCGGCACGUGGCUUCUCGGAGCUGAGCACCUUGGAGGUGCUACCACAGGUCUACAACGUGCGCACUGUCAGCCUGCCACUGCCCGACCUGGGCGCGGGCACAGAUGGUCCUGCCAGCCCCGACACUGGCCCCUUCCGCAGUGGCACGCCCAUGAAGGAGGCCGUGGGCCACACCGGCUACCUGACCUUCGCCACCAAGACCCCAGGCUAGGGGGCCGCCACCCAGGGCAUCAGGGAGCUGGGAGCACCGAAGGGCUGGGCAGGGAGGCCAGAGGCACCUUAUAUGGUCUGCGAUGCCUGCCAGACACAGAUGGUGGGGCGGGGCUUGGGGGCCUCCUGGGUGGCCAGAGUGGGACGGCAGGAGGGGUGGCUAUGAUGGAGGAGGAGUGCUGGGGCUGGGCCUCAGCCAUUGCUGUCCAGUCCCGCGGCCCAUCCCAGCUGCUGUUUGUUGCCAAUAUGAAGUCUCCACUGUCACAGGCUCCCCUGGAUGUUGAGGCCAAAGGGUGCAGGUGGGGGAGUCUGACCCCCUCCCAGGUGGGCCUAAGCAGGAAGGGGGUGGAGGAGGGAGGGGGCAUUGUCCCCGAGGUCAUGCUGCAUCUGACCCCUGAGCCCCCACGGCCCUGGCUGCCCCACAGGGCCUGAGACCAUCUCGUGUUUCUCCAGUUCCCAGGCUGAGGCUCCAGCUUGGGCCAGAAGCUGGGGUGAGAUGACCAGGAUCCCUGCCCUGCUCUCCCCAGUGCUAGGAGACCAGGCCAGCCCAGGAACCAGGGAGGUGACCCUGCUCUCUGGCCUUCAGGCUGACGUCACAGCACUGGGCUCAGCCCAGGCCUGCGUCCACUCAAGUCCAAGAGGCGGGGCAGCCCCCACCCAGCCAGAGCCCCUUGACACAGGCCAGGCAGCGCUGUGGAGAGGAGCAGCAGAGCGGGUUGUUCGCCACAGGCGACCAGGCAAGCGUGUCGGGGCUGGGGUGUGAGUGCCAGCCUGUGAGUCACGGAACUAUGUGGGCACCCCUACCCCUCACAGAAGUCAGGGGCAUGGAGGAGGCCCCCCCACGGGACAACAGUGUGGGGUUGGGGAGGUGUGUCCAGGACACCUUCCAGGGACAGUGCCUAUGUGAACACCUCUCAAAGGCUAAGGGGGCAUUUUCCAAAGCGGGGACAGAGGGUGGGACGCCCAGGCUGGGGGGCUCUCCUCGCCCACCCUGGUGUGUGACAGCCUCAAGGGAGGACCGGUGCCUGUGUCAGCCAUGGGGUCCUUGGAGCUGCCACUGGUGCCUAGGGGGCCUGGGGUUCAGCCCAUGGAGUCAGCAGCAGUUGGGAGCCUCAGCGGCUGUAGGGGCCUUGAGUGCUGUGCUGGCAGGCGCCUGGCCCUGAGUGUCAGUGAUGAGCAAUAAACGUGCCGUGCCCUC